This is a messenger RNA of Branchiostoma belcheri (Belcher's lancelet), 2136 nucleotides long. RefSeq names its product histone-lysine N-methyltransferase PRDM9-like. The transcript is spliced from 12 exons. Gene Ontology annotation, biological process: regulation of DNA-templated transcription. Gene Ontology annotation, cellular component: nucleus. Gene Ontology annotation, molecular function: histone methyltransferase activity; protein binding. Bases 25 to 2136 code for a protein of 703 amino acids. Lineage: Eukaryota; Metazoa; Chordata; Leptocardii; Amphioxiformes; Branchiostomatidae. The record is from RefSeq and is a predicted model, not a curated record.
UGCAGUGCAGACGACAGUGUGAAAAUGGCGUCUGUCAGCAGCUCGAGCUCGUCAGGAUCAGAAGACGAGAGCAACGACAAGCAGGCAGCCAGCACCAGUGGCAGUUCAAACCCAUUUGCAAACAUGAUAGACCCAGACUUUGACAUGAGCAAAGUCCCAGAGACUGAAGACAUCCGCAUCGAGCAGUACUUCAGCAAGGAAGAGCUGGCAGAGCUCAGCAAGAUCGAGAUGACGCGAUAUCGGAACAUGAAGCGUAACUACGAUGUCAUGAGGAUGCUUGGUCUGCCUGGUAAGAAACCCUACUUCAUGGAAAGGAACAGGCGUAGCUUGGUUCAGCCCAAGGAGCCCCCCACCCCACCUCUCACCAGCAGUGAGGAGGAGGAAGAUGAGGAAUGGACACCUGAGCUGGAGAGGAAGAAGAACCAGCGGCCAAAGAAACCUUGGUUCCUGUUGCCACCCAAAAAACCCAGGAUGUCAAAACCCAAACCUAAGACUACUGGUCCACAAAAAAAUUCUAAGGUAAAAAAGAAAGCAGAAGCAACAGUAAGCAAAGCUCCCAGUGAUGAUGAUGUGGCAAAGACAUUCCUGGGGUUCCAAGCUGAGGAGGUGGCUGAGAUCCGGGCUGCCACUGCAGCUGGCCUUGCAGAGCUGGAGAAGAAGAUGAAGGCUCUGGAACUAGAGAUCCAGGAAGAGGAGGCUGCUGGACCACAGGAUGGACAGGAGGAGGGCUCAGAGUCAGACAUCAGUACUGAUUUGGAGGAAGAGCUGCUGACCACCACACUGCAACCACCAAAGCUGCAGGAACUGAAGGAGCCAGAGCCAGUGGUGGAUAGGGAGGAGACUCAGAGGAGUCGCUACCCAAAGCGCAACAUUCCACGAAAGAACUACAAGGAAGUAGAACUUCCAGAUGAUGACCACUAUUUGUUCUGUGAAGACUGCAAUGAGCUGUAUGAGGGAGACUGUCCCGUCCAUGGUCCAUUGACUGUCGUGAAGGACAAGGUAGUUCCCAAGGGAGAACCCAACAGGGCAGUCCACACCCUUCCAGACUACUUGUCUGUGUGUCCCUCCAAGAUCAAGGGGGCAGGGGACGGGGUCUGGCUGGAUGGACAGGCCAUGCCCAAGAACCUGGUGUUUGGGCCAUACGAUGGGAAAAUCACCGGGCCUGAGAUAGGGCUGACAAGUGGAUAUGCAUGGCAAAUCUCCAAGAACGACAAGGUGAAGUACUACAUUGACGCCACUGACGUCACCAAGAGCAGCUGGAUGCGUUACGUCAACUGUGCGCGGAAUGAGGAGGAACAGAACCUGGUGGCCUUCCAGUACUACAGGAACAUCUACUACCGCACCUACAAGACCAUUCCCCCUGGCACCGAGCUGCUGGUGUGGUAUGGGAACGAGUACGCCAAGGAGCUGGGCAUCUCAGAAAAGGAAGAGACAGAAGGCGAGGAGCCCAAUAAGCAAAAGCAAAGUAUCCAGGUCUCCAGACAGGUGCAGUUGCAGGCUACAGGUGUGGGAGGUAUCCAGACAGGUGCAGUUGCAGGCUAUGGGUGCAGCAGGUGUGGGAAGCUGUUCUCCACCCAGGACUACCUGGACAGACAUGUGAAGACUCAUGCAGACAUGUCAGGGUCAAAACGGUUCAAGUGUCAACACUGUAAUUAUUCAACUGACAAGACAGACCACUUAAAGAUUCACAUGAUGACCCACACAGGAGAGAGACCAUUCAAGUGUCUGACUUGUGGGAAGGGUUUUACACAGAAGUCACACCUGCGGCCCCACCAGCGGGUUCACACUGGUGAGAAACCCUACAGGUGUGAGGAGUGUGGAAGGUCAUUCAAUGUCCAGGCAAACCUGACCAAACACAUGUUAACACAUACUGGCCUGAAGCAUCAUGUCUGCACAGAGUGUGGGAAGGGAUUUACGAGGACAGAUUGUCUACAGGCACACAUGAGGAUCCACACUGGUGAGAAACCAUUCAAGUGUGAACACUGUGACAUGAGGUUUACAAAGAGAGGCAGUUUGAAGGGCCAUGUUAUCUGCAUUCACACUAAGGAGCUUCCCCACAAGUGCCAGGUGUGUCACAAGGGUUAUACUAAACCAAAUCAACUGAGAACCCACUUGCAGGAAGUGCACAGUAAUUAA